AUGGACAAAGGCAAAGUUCGACAGCUCGACACCGACCAGCAACAGAAUGCCGUUCCACCACGCGACCGUUUAGAAGACUCGCCGCUGACCUACAAUCAGCUAGUCUCCGGCAUCAUCGAUUUCCUCGAGGUCGCAUUCCACACUAUCCUGUGCAUGCGGUCAGUAUACCCCUACGAUGCAUUUGCCCGACGCAAAAAGUACAGCCAUCCAUGCUAUCAAUCUCGCCAUCCGGGGCUCAACGAAUACAUCUCGCGCGUGCUGACGGCACUCCGGAGCGAGAUAGAGAAGAGCACGGUCAGCAAGGUCAUCCUCGUCAUUCGUCCGAAUGUCGUUGUGGAUCCGAACGGAGGCUCGAACGGGAGCGGCUCUUCGGGUGGAGAAAGCUCGGGCGAUGCUGCCGAUGCUUUCGAACGAUUUGUUUUCAGCUUGGACUACAUCCUGCCGUCUGCACUGAUAGACCAGCGCGAUCGGGAUUUGGCGAUAUCUAGCAAUGUGACGAGCAGCGAGCUCGAGAUGAUCUUCAGAGGAUUCAUGCAGAAGCUCAUGGUUGUCGAUGGGAUCUUGUACGACAUGCCAUCGGCGGCAGGCGCAAGAGGACAAGAUGGAGACACGGCUUCCACCACCGAACUCACAUUUGCAGUAGUGCUCGAGAUGAUGGAUGAGGACACAACGCCCGUCGGAAAGGAUCGCAACGAAGCAAGUACAGGAGAUUGGAUCCCUGCUGAUGCCGAGAUCCUCGGACGCUCUCAUGAACCUCGACAUGGCUCUUCUCUCGACAUGGAGUCCACCACCGCUGACCCAGCACCAAAGAUCCGCCCGAUCAAAACCCUCGAUUCAGGGGUGAUCAACCUCAUGCUCUACGUCGAAGAGGAUAUCUACGCCAAGUCUGGCCAGACACGUCCCGCUCGUGCAUCCCCUACAAAAGCGAAGGCAGUCCGACCCACCUCUGCCCAACCAUCGCGCAAGACCGCCACGGUCGAAGACGAACUCUUGCUGACCAAAGCAACUCAGAUCGACCUCUCCUCCGCAGCCGGCGGAAACGUCAGAGAGAUCAAGAACCGCGCGCGUCGACUCGACGCCGAACGAGAUCUCGACGAACCGGCGUUAGCCGAAGCAGAAGCAGAACCGGACAUUGCACACGCCAAAACCAAACGCAAGCGUGCGCGCAUGGUGUUGGGAGAAACGCGUGCGGCUGAAUCGGCAUCCGAGUCGAGCUCGUCUGCUCCGAAUUCGCCGAGUGGAAGCAGUCAGAGCAUCAGAGAUGAUUUUGGUGGCCAGCUUAGCGGUGGAUUCUGA
Messenger RNA from Pseudozyma hubeiensis SY62, 1296 nucleotides. RefSeq lists its product as hypothetical. NCBI's taxonomy places the organism in Eukaryota, Fungi, Basidiomycota, Ustilaginomycetes, Ustilaginales, Ustilaginaceae. The coding region runs from base 1 to 1296 and encodes 431 amino acids. Gene Ontology annotation, cellular component: zeta DNA polymerase complex. The record is from RefSeq and is a predicted model, not a curated record. The transcript has a single exon.